GAGACAACCAGCGAACCCGGUACCACGUUUGUUUACGCCGAGUUUGACGGCAUACUAGGCAUGGGUUACCCACAGAUAUCCACAGAUAACGUGGAGCCUGUGUUUCAAAACAUGAUAGCACAGGGAGUGGUGUCGGCGCCGGUCUUCUCCUUCUACCUGAACCGAGACGACAGUCAAUCGCUCGGCGGAGAGAUUAUAUUUGGCGGUUCAGACCCCAACCACUAUACCGCCCCCUUUACGUACCUACCGGUGACCCAACAGGGCUACUGGCAAUUCACCAUGGACGGUGGCCAGGUAUCCGACGGUACCGGGUUUUGUUCGGGCAGCUGUCAGGCCAUUGCAGAUACCGGCACAUCGCUGAUCGUGGGUCCGGACAACGAUAUCGCGGCCAUUAAUCAGGCCAUCGGCGCCGCAGAUGACGGUUCCGGCGAUUAUAUGGUAGACUGCGGUAGCGUUAAAUCGUUGCCUACCGUGACGUUCAUUUUGGGCGGAAAGGCAUUCCCGUUGACCGGCGGUCAGUAUGUGUUGGUUCAGAGCGAUCAAAACGGGAACCCGCAGUGUAUGUCGGGUUUCUCGCCGGGAGGCGACCCCCUCUGGAUUUUGGGCGACGUGUUUAUCGGUCCCUAUUAUACUGAGUUUGAUUUCGGUAAUAAUAGGGUUGGCUUCGCGCCAACCAAAUAA
Medioppia subpectinata is the source of this 681-nucleotide messenger RNA. NCBI's taxonomy places the organism in Eukaryota, Metazoa, Arthropoda, Arachnida, Sarcoptiformes, Oppiidae. The record is from the annotation of a GenBank genome assembly.